Molecule: messenger RNA, 753 nt
Organism: Acomys russatus (golden spiny mouse)
Lineage: Eukaryota; Metazoa; Chordata; Mammalia; Rodentia; Muridae
Product: probable inactive serine protease 58
Exons: 5
Coding region: 1-753 (250 amino acids)
Biological process (GO): proteolysis
Molecular function (GO): serine-type endopeptidase activity
Source: RefSeq, a predicted model, not a curated record
AUGAAGGUUUUUUUCAUCUUCACUCUCUUGAGUAUAGCAGUGAAUUCUCCAGAAGCCCUUCUGGGAGAAAAUUCACAGGAAGAUGAAGAAUUACCAUAUGAUUUUAAUAUUCCUUACAUGGCCUAUCUACAGUCCAUCCCAGAGCCUUGUGUUGGGACUCUCAUUGACCCUCAGUGGGUGCUCACUGCUGCUCACUGUUCCCUACCAGCUAAAAUCCGACUGGGAGUUUAUCAACCCAACAUCAAAAAUGAGAAAGAACAGAUAUAUGGUUACUCAUUGACUAUAGCUCACCCUGAUUUUGACGCAAAAUUCCUGAGAAAUGACCUGAUGCUGAUAAAACUCUCUUAUCCUGCUGCUAUAAACAUGAAUGUGGGAACUAUAGCCAUAGCUUUAGAACCCAUGGUAUUUAAUGAAACCUGCUUUAUACCAACAUGGACCUGGAAUAACUACAAAAACUUCAGUGACCCUGACAUCCUGACAUGGACAAAUCGGUAUUCUCUUUCCCCAAGUGACUGCUGGAACAUUCUCCAGCAACAUGCACAAGAAACAAGAAUGAACAUUAUGUGCAUAGGACGUUCGCUUAAUGCUAUAUCUGCUGUUAAGGAAGUCUCUGCUGCUCCAGCCAUCUGCAAUGGGAGGUUGCAUGGAAUAUUGUCCUGGGGGAAAGGAGGUGUAACCAAGGGAAGUGAGGGCUUCUUCACUGAAAUCCAUCCGUAUUCAAGAUGGAUCCUGAAAAUGAUGCAUUCCCACUGA